AUGAGUAACAAAUCUAAGCUUCAACCUGCUGCUCGUGUUGCUGCAAGAAAGCAAGACGUUUGGUCCAUUGUCAAUGAGGGUGCUGCCGCCUCCCCCAAACAACCUAUUGUGAAUAUGGGCCAAGGCUUCUUCGGAUACAAUCCUCCCAAGUUUAUCCUCGAUGCCGCCAAGGCAGCUCUUGAUAAGGUUGAAUGCAACCAGUAUUCGCCAACGAAGGGUCGUCCACGGGAGACGCGAAGCAAUGGGGAUAUUCGCUUACCAGCUGCAGGCAUGCUUAGUGCCUUUAUGGGUUUCAUCGAGGAGGGAGACGAGGUCAUAAUAUUUGAGCCAUUCUUUGACCAAUACAUCAGCAACAUUGAAAUGCCGGGGGGGAAGAUUCGUUACGUACCCCUUCACCCACCUGAACGGGGUGCGACUCACAACACUUCUGCUGGCGAAUGGACGAUAGACUUUGCGGAGCUCGAGGCGGCCAUUACACCCAAGACAAAGAUGAUCGUGCUAAACACGCCUCACAAUCCAGUUGGAAAGGUUUUCUCAAAAGAGGAAUUGCUUAAGAUUGGGGAGCUUUGCGUCAAGAACGAAAUUAUCAUUCUUUCCGAUGAAGUGUAUGACCGACUCUACUAUACGCCAUUUACAAGAAUCGCAACAUUGUCUCCAGAAAUUGAAAGACUCACACUUACCGUCGGGUCUGCGGGAAAGAACUUUUACGCUACUGGAUGGCGUGUCGGAUGGUUGAUCGGACCACCACAUCUGAUUCAAUAUGUUGCAGCAGCACAUACCAGAAUUUGCUAUUCUUCUGUGUCUCCACUGCAAGAAGCUGCUGCUGUCGGGUUUGAAGAAGCUGAUACCAACAAUUUUUGGGAGUCAGCCGUUACUGAGAUGAAAGGUAAAAUGGAUCUUUUCAACGAAAUUUGGAAAGAGCUGGAUCUUCCCUUUUCCGACCCCGAAGGAGGUUAUUUCGUUUUGGUGAACAUGAAGAAGGUCAAGAUACCUUCGGAUUAUCCAUUUCCAGACCACGUUAAAGAUCGUCCAAGAGACUUCAAGUUGAGCUGGUUUUUAAUACAGGAGGUUGGCGUAGCUGCUAUUCCUCCAACCGAAUUUUACACAGAUGAAAAUGCUCAUAUUGGCGAGGACUGGUUGCGAUUUGCGGUAUGCAAAGAGGAUAAGGUUCUUGAAUCAGCAAAAGAGAGGUUGAGAGACCUGAAGAAGUAUAUCGAGGCAUAG
Molecule: messenger RNA, 1224 nt
Organism: Sclerotinia sclerotiorum 1980 UF-70
Lineage: Eukaryota; Fungi; Ascomycota; Leotiomycetes; Helotiales; Sclerotiniaceae
Exons: 4
Coding region: 1-1224 (407 amino acids)
Biological process (GO): biosynthetic process
Cellular component (GO): cytoplasm; mitochondrion
Molecular function (GO): pyridoxal phosphate binding; L-kynurenine:2-oxoglutarate transaminase activity
Source: RefSeq, a predicted model, not a curated record